Messenger RNA from Funneliformis caledonium, 273 nucleotides. The record is from the annotation of a GenBank genome assembly. Lineage: Eukaryota; Fungi; Glomeromycota; Glomeromycetes; Glomerales; Glomeraceae.
AUGAUUUCACCAUCAAAUUCAACAAAUUCUCGACAAACUUUUAUAAUUGUUGAGUCGGAAAAAGAGGAUAUUAGCAAACGAUUAUCUCAAUCUACAAUGCCACAUGAAAAUAUUAUAAACGACUCAAAUUUAAACUCAGAAGUUAUGCCUACAUUGCCAUCGCAACUCGUUCAAAAUUUUAUUCAAUUUAUGAACAACUCAAAUUCGGUCAUUGAAACUAUAACAACGGAGAUAGUGGAAGAAUUAGUGACAAUCACAUGGUCUCAACCUUGA